Molecule: messenger RNA, 1063 nt
Organism: Capsella rubella
Lineage: Eukaryota; Viridiplantae; Streptophyta; Magnoliopsida; Brassicales; Brassicaceae
Product: BI1-like protein
Exons: 4
Coding region: 72-839 (255 amino acids)
Cellular component (GO): membrane
Source: RefSeq, a predicted model, not a curated record
UCUCUUCAUCUUCCCAAAAAGAAUCAACCAGAUCUGCUUCGAAGAGAGACUCGUUUACCCCAAAUCUAGCUAUGGAGAAACCGUACGGAUACGCGAGCGUGAGCAUGAGCGGCAUAGAUCGUGAUCGGAAGGAUAUUGAUCUCGAGAUGGGAGUCGGAGAAGCGACGCUUUACCCAGGGCUAAGCUACGGCGAGAACCAGCUCCGUUGGGGGUUUAUUCGUAAGGUCUAUGGGAUUCUCUCCGCUCAGCUUCUUCUUACGACUCUUAUCUCCGCCGUCGUUGUUCUUAACCCUCCGGUUAACGAUCUCUUGACCGGAUCUCCUGGGAUUCUUCUCUUCCUUUGCAUCAUCCCCUUCAUCUUAAUCUGGCCUCUGCACAUUUACCACCAGAAGCAUCCUGUUAACCUGAUCCUCCUUGCCCUGUUCACCGUCUCAUUGAGCUUCACUGUUGGUGUCAGUUGUGCUAUGACAGAAGGAAGAAUCGUCCUCCAAGCUUUGAUAUUGACACUGUCUGUGGUCGGGUCUCUAACCGCAUACACUUUCUGGGCUGCAAAGAAAGGAAAAGACUUCAGCUUCCUUGGACCCAUUCUCUUCACCAGCCUGAUCAUUCUUGUAGUAACAAGCUUCAUCCAGAUGUUCUUCCCUCUUGGGCCGACUUCUAUUGCCGUAUAUGGAGGAAUCAGCGCAUUGGUAUUCUGCGGAUACAUAGUCUACGAUACCGACAAUCUAAUCAAGCGUUUCACAUAUGACGAAUACAUCCUCGCAUCAGUGGCUCUCUACUUGGACAUCCUCAACCUCUUCUUGACCAUAUUGCGUGUGCUUAGGCAAGGCGACAACUGAAAGGGGUCAUAAAGAUGAUGUUUUUCAGUGAUGGAAUUUAUAACUAAAAAGCGUAACCCAAUGCCUUUAUGCGAUUUACAUUUGUGUGUAUAUCUUACUUCUGUUUGGAGAAUUUAGUAUAUGAUGAUGCUAUGUGGGUUAAACGAUUGUGUAAACAAAAUCAAGAAAAGCCUGAUUUUUCAAGUUGAAACAAAUGAUAAUUUUGGCGGAAUUUUUAUGUCUUA